AUGAUGGAUUCAGGACACGUCAGUAAGUACAUUGCCAUCGGGGACACCAAGCACACACCCCCAGAGAUUGAGAUUUCUCCGAUCACCUUCCCAGGUGGUCCGGAGAACCUCAUUCUCCUAGCGCGCUGCACUCACCCACCAUACUUUCUCCCUAAAGGCCAGAUCAUCGCCCAGUUUAUCCCCAUUCCCGAGGGUAUCCCAGUAGACGACCAUGCACCAGGUGUCUACUGGGCAGAAGUAGUGGGUGAGGAUAAACCCAUCAUAGACUGCAGCGUCAAGCAGGGUGCCGAAUCCUUACAAAUGAAGGGCCUGCUUGACACAGGAGCGGAUGUGACGGUCAUUCCUGAAAGGAGGUGGCCGUCACAUUGGGAGUUGCAACCCGUGGCAGGAAAGAUACAGGAAGCGGCCACUGUAGAGCGCCCCUUCCAGAAGUUAGAUUGGACCACUAACGAAGCGGUCUGGAUUGAUCAGUGGCCGCUCAGGAAAGAUAAAUUAAAGGCGCUCAACGAACUCGUGGAGGAGCAGUUAGCGAAGGGCAAUAUAGUCGAGACCACCAGCCCUUGGAACUCCCCGGUAUUUGUAAUCCGUAAGCCGGGGAAGGACAAGUGGCGGCUCCUUCACGACCUUCGAGAAAUCAACAAGAUCAUUGUGGACAUGGGACCCCUUCAGCCGGGGAUGCCUACCCCAACCAUGCUCCCUCGAGAUUGGCAAUUGGCAGUAGUUGAUAUAAAGGAUUGCUUUUUCCAAAUUCCCCUACAUCCUGACGAUGCCCCACGGUUUGCCUUCUCGGUGCCCACUCUUAACCGAGAAGCCCCAGUGAGGAGAUUCCACUGGCGAGUGUUGCCGCAAGGCAUGAAAAAUUCACCCACCAUUUGCCAGUGGUACGUCUCCUCAUUGCUGUCUCCUGUACGCGCUAAAAUGGGGGAGGUCAUCAUCCAUCACUACAUGGAUGAUGUCCUAGUGUGCGCCCCCCAUGACAAUCUACUCACACGAGCGCUUGACCUGGUGGUUGAAGUUCUGACCUCCGCGGGAUUUCAACUCCAGGAAGAUAAAGUUCAAAGGAUGCCACCCUGGAGGUACCUGGGUCUACAGAUCGCUGAGAGGACCAUUGUUCCUCAAAAAUUGGCCAUAAACAGCGAUCCUAAAACUCUGGCAGACCUCCAUUCCCUGUGUGGGACAUUGAACUGGGUCAGGCCUUGGCUGGGCCUCACGACUGAGGACCUAGCCCCCCUCUUCGUCCUAUUGAAGGGGGAGAAGGAGCUGAGUUCUCCUAGGUCCCUGACCCCAGAGGCGAAGAAAGCCCUCGAGAGAGUGCAGGAAGCUCUGAUGGAGAGGCAGGCACACAGGUACGAGCCAGCCCUGCCAUUUGAGUUUAUUGUAUUGGGGAAGUUACCACACCUGUGUGGGCUGAUAUUCCAGUGGGACCGGGGCUCCAAGGACCCUCUCUUGAUCAUAGAAUGGGUUUUCUUGAGCCACCAGAGGUCCAAAAGUAUCACCAGGCCACAGGAGCUGAUGGCUCAGCUCAUCAGGAAAGCUCGAGCAAGGCUUCGGGAGAUGGCUGGGUGCGAUUUUUCAUGUAUACGGGUACCAGUCAGCUUGUCUCGGGACAAAGCGUCCCCAGAUAAGCUGACUAAAGAAAUGUUUAAUCAAUUAUUGCAGGAGAAUGAGACUCUCCAGAUUGCCUUAGAUAGUUACAGUGGACAAGUUUCAGUCCACGCCCCUGCACACAAAUUUUUCAAUGCAAAAUUUAAUUUGAUUCCGAGAGAAAUUAGGAGCCGAAAACCCCUCAAAGCUGUGACUGUUUUUACAGACGCAUCUGGAGCAUCCCACAAGUCAGUGAUGACUUGGAGGGAUCCUCAGACUCAGCAGUGGGAAACGGAUAUUAAGUAUGUGGAGGGAUCUCCACAGGUUGCUGAGUUAGAUGCUGUCGUCAGAGCCUUUGAGAGGUUUUCUGACCCAUUCAAUUUGGUAACUGAUUCGGCAUAUGUUGCAGGGGUUGUAGUGAGAGCUGAGAAUGAAGCUCUCAAGGAGGUCUCUAACCCCCAGCUAUUUGAGGUGCUUUCGAAAUUGAUUUAUACCGUUUCUCACCAAAAGCAGCCCUUUUUUGUCAUGCAUGUGAGAUUGCACACAGAGCUCCCUGGCCCGGUAGCCAAGGGAAACGAAAGAGCAGAUUCCUUCGCUGCCCCUGUUAGAAUGGCUCAGCUCCCUGAUGUUUUCCAGCAAGCCAAGUUGAGCCAUCAGAUGUUCCACCAGAAUGUGCCUGGACUGGUCCGCCAAUUCCACCUGAGGCGAGACCAGGCCAGGGCCAUUGUGGCAACAUGCCCACACUGCCAGUCCACCGCGAUGCCAUCCCUGGGAUCGGGGGUUAACCCUAGAGGCCUGGGGAGCUGCGAGGUGUGGCAGAUGGAUGUCACCCAUGUCCCCGAGUUUGGUAGGUUCAGAUAUGUUCACCUCUCCAUCGACACCUCAGGUGCAGUCUACGCCUCUGCCCACACAGGAGAGAAAGCCGAGCAGGUCUGUAAACAUCUCAUGCAGGCUUUCUCUGUGUUAGGGGUCCCCAGAGAGAUCAAAACAGAUAAUGGCCCAGCAUAUACCUCCAGGAGACUGGAGGAUUUCCUGCAGGAGUGGGGAGUGCAACAUAAAAAAGGCAUCCCACACUCCCCCACAGGCCAAGCAAUCGUUGAGCGAGCCCAUCAGUCGCUCAAACGCGUCCUGACCCAUCAAAGAGAGACCAUGAAGGGCUGCACCCCACAAGACCGGCUGUGCAAAGCUCUUUUUACUAUCAAUUUCCUAAAUUGUUCAGAUAAUGAUUUAAACCCUCCAGUGGCCCGGCACUUCAUGUCAGCCAGCAACUACCAGUUGCAACACCGCCCUCCAGUGCUGGUCCGAGACCCAGAAACCCAGAAGAUCAUGGGUCCAUUUGAACUGGUGACCUGGGGGCGAGGUUAUGCCUGCAUUUCCUCACCCCAGGGGCUGAGGUGGAUCCCGCAGAGGUGGGUGAAGCCUUAUGCCCCCAAACAUCCAACCAGGCCACCAGACAGCCCGGAAAAGGAAGCCGCGUCCGAAUAG
Molecule: messenger RNA, 3069 nt
Organism: Pseudopodoces humilis (Tibetan ground-tit)
Lineage: Eukaryota; Metazoa; Chordata; Aves; Passeriformes; Paridae
Source: RefSeq, a predicted model, not a curated record